Glycine soja is the source of this 1812-nucleotide messenger RNA. Its product is annotated as cytochrome P450 89A2-like. NCBI's taxonomy places the organism in Eukaryota, Viridiplantae, Streptophyta, Magnoliopsida, Fabales, Fabaceae. Gene Ontology annotation, molecular function: iron ion binding; oxidoreductase activity, acting on paired donors, with incorporation or reduction of molecular oxygen, NAD(P)H as one donor, and incorporation of one atom of oxygen; heme binding. The transcript has a single exon. Bases 85 to 1587 code for a protein of 500 amino acids. The record is from RefSeq and is a predicted model, not a curated record. Gene Ontology annotation, cellular component: membrane.
AUUCUCAGACCUAUAUCUACAAGACUACAAAGCUUUCCUCGCUCACUCUGGAGGAAAGGUGAACUGCAACAACGAGAACCACACAUGGAAACCUGGUUCAUCAUCCUCGUCUCCCUCUCUCUCUGCAUCCUCAUCAGAGCCAUCUUCUCCCUUAACAAAAAAACAAUCACCACCCCACCAGGCCCUUCCAACAUCCCAAUCAUCACAAGCAUCUUAUGGCUCCGAAAAACCUUCUCCGAACUCGAGCCAAUCCUCCGAUCCCUCCACGCCAAAUACGGCCCCGUCAUCACUCUCCGCAUCGGCUCCCACCGCGCCGUCUUUAUCGCCGACCGCUCCCUGGCCCACCAAGCCCUCAUCCAAAACGGCUCCCUCUUCUCCGACCGCCCCAAAGCCCUCGCCGUCAGCAAAAUCAUAUCCAGCAACCAGCACAACAUCAGCUCCGCCUCCUACGGUGCCACGUGGCGCACCCUCCGCCGCAACCUCGCCUCCGAGAUGCUCCACCCCUCCCGUGUCAAGUCCUUCUCCGAAAUCCGCAAGUGGGUCCUCCACACCCUCCUCACGCGCCUCAAAUCAGAUUCAUCACAAUCCAACAAUUCAAUAAAAGUCAUCCAUCACUUCCAAUACGCCAUGUUCUGCUUGCUCGUUUUCAUGUGCUUCGGUGAACAACUCGACGAUGGGAAAGUCAGAGACAUCGAGCGCGUGCUGCGACAAAUGCUUCUGGGCUUCAACAGGUUCAACAUCCUCAAUUUCUGGAACAGAGUCACGCGGGUCUUGUUCCGCAAACGUUGGAAGGAGUUUCUCAGGUUCCGCAAGGAGCAAAAGGACGUGUUUGUUCCGCUUAUAAGAGCCAGGAAGCAAAAGCGAGACAAGAAAGGUUGUGAUGGCUUCGUAGUUUCCUAUGUUGACACGUUGUUGGAUUUGGAGUUGCCUGAGGAGAAACGCAAGCUGAGCGAAGAGGAAAUGGUGUCGCUGUGCAGCGAGUUUAUGAACGCGGGUACGGAUACUACUUCCACGGCGUUGCAGUGGAUAACGGCGAAUUUGGUGAAGUACCCGCACGUGCAAGAAAGGGUGGUGGAGGAGAUUAGAAACGUGUUGGGUGAGAGUGUGAGAGAAGUGAAAGAGGAAGAUCUGCAGAAACUUCCUUAUCUGAAAGCUGUGAUUUUGGAAGGCUUGAGGCGACACCCGCCAGGACACUUUGUUUUGCCGCAUGCUGUCACUGAGGACGUAGUUUUUAAUGAUUAUUUGGUCCCUAAGAAUGGGACGGUGAAUUUCAUGGUGGCUGAGAUGGGGUGGGACCCUAAGGUAUGGGAGGAUCCAAUGGCAUUUAAGCCAGAGAGGUUUUUGAAUGAUGAAGGGUUUGAUAUAACUGGAAGUAAGGAGAUUAAGAUGAUGCCAUUUGGUGCGGGGAGAAGGAUUUGCCCUGGCUAUAAUCUGGCUUUGCUUCAUUUAGAGUACUUUGUGGCUAAUUUGGUUUUGAAUUUUGAGUGGAAGGUUCCAGAAGGAUUGGAUGUGGAUUUGUCCGAAAAACAAGAGUUCACUGUGGUGAUGAAAAAUGCAUUGUUGGUUCAUCUUUCUCCUAGGAUCUAGACUCUGUACCCAUCCCAUUGUAGAACAAUAAUAAAUUAUCUAUUAAUGAGACUAUAAGAGGUUGGGAAUAGUAUAAAUUGGAAUUGAUAGAUACUAUUUUCCAUUAAUGCAAGUGUGGUCUAUUGGUUUUUACUGUGUCUUGAGUUUUACAUGAACCAUCCAAGAAGAUUCUCUGCUGCCGUUGUGCAUAGCAUAGAGUGAGAUCUAUGUUGUGUUUACUUUUGA